Zasmidium cellare ATCC 36951 is the source of this 1155-nucleotide messenger RNA. RefSeq lists its product as uncharacterized. The transcript has a single exon. The record is from RefSeq and is a predicted model, not a curated record. Bases 1 to 1155 code for a protein of 384 amino acids. NCBI's taxonomy places the organism in Eukaryota, Fungi, Ascomycota, Dothideomycetes, Mycosphaerellales, Mycosphaerellaceae.
AUGAGAGCUAAAAUCCUUCUUCAUCUUGGUUGGCUCGUCCUGGCUCACGGCAGCAGCAACGGAAACGGGCCUCGGUGCGACGAGAAUGUCACCCUAUCAAUCUCAGCCUCCGCUAUCAAUCUUGACAUUCCAAGCACGUUCUCGCUGUCCACGCUCAACGUCGAAGACAACAUCGAAGGCUUGUUGAAGUCUUUCCCAACAACGACCGUUACCGGAACCUACACAAUUGCAGGUCGAUACUGCGAGCCAGCAAACUCGAUUGCCUCGAGAAGCAUAACACUUCAAGUUCUCGUGCAUGGCAUCACUUUCGACCGCAACUACUGGUCUGGAGAAGGUGCUCCAGGACAAGGCCUCAACGGAACGUCGUACUCCUGGAUUGAUUAUGCCUCAGAACAAGGCUACCCAACCUUGUCUGUAGACAGGAUCUGCAACGGCCAAUCUUCGAAGCCGAACGGACUUUUGGUGUGUCAGGUCCCGUUCAACGCGGAAGUGCUGCACGGCGUGGUCGAGGCUGCUCGCAAUGGCAGUGUAGGGGGCCGACCAUUCGAAAAGCACUCGGAAGGGUCACUUAUCGGCAACAGUCUGUCACAGCAAUAUCCCGACGAUGUCGAUACCUAUAUCCAGACAGGAUAUACCCCCUUUUUGAUCCUUGGUGGGCCCGGUUUGGUCGUGGCCGGGGGUUAUAUUCCAGCCCUCCUUGCGGAUCCCGUCAAGUUUGCCGACGUUACCGAUAUCACAUAUCUAGCGGGGACCAGCGUGAGCGGAGUGGAGGCCAACUUCUUCGCAGGCCAAUAUAGCCGUCAAGUCGCAGAUUUCGCGUACGACCACCGGGGAACAGCUACGACCCGUGAGAUCGCCUCUAUACCUCUUGGUGAGCUUCCUGCUCCUGGUUUUAAAGGCGCUGCUCUUGCUAUGAAUGGCGAACGGGAUCAAGCCUUUUGCGCCCGACUUCCGACAGAUCCAUUGAUAGGUUAUCGAGGGGAUUGUGGAGAAGGGGACCUGUCUUACACAGCGCUGGCGAAGACGCUAUUUCCAAACGCAGCACAUUUUGAGUAUGUCAACUUGAACGAUACCUGUCACAACGUCGGUCUGCACUACACGGCACAGAAAAGCUUCAAGAUCGCGCACGAAUUCCUGGCUGCACAAGGAUACUAG